Molecule: messenger RNA, 795 nt
Organism: Diabrotica balteata
Lineage: Eukaryota; Metazoa; Arthropoda; Insecta; Coleoptera; Chrysomelidae
Source: the annotation of a GenBank genome assembly
GCGAAACCAACAGGUUACAAUAUCAUAUCACGCUUGAAUCGUAGCAUCUAUGAUUAAGAUAAAAAUGUCUAAUAAUAAUUAAUCACAGCAUAGUAUACCAUAUAAGGUAGGUAUAUGCUGUGCUAAUCAUAGUAUGUAGGUAAUCUACGAAUCGCAAUGCAUAUACAUUAUUAUUUUGAUAACAGGCGUGUACUUAUAUAGAUUAUUUAAUCUUUAUUAAACUUUUCCCAAGUUUAAUCUUAUCUAUUAUGUAUUUGCUGCUGCAAUGGCAGAUUGUGUAUUUUGUGAAAUUAUUUCCGGAAAAGCAGAAGCGACCAUAUUAUUUGAAAGUAACGAGAUCAUUAUUUUCAAGGAUAUAAAACCAGCUUCUAAAUAUCAUUUGCAAGUCGUGCCUAAGAAACAUAUACGUAAUAUUCAUUAUUUGAAACCUAAGGAUAAAGAUUUUGUGGAAGAAAUGUUCGUACUCAGCAGAUACAUUCUUGAACUUAAUGGAGGAGACUGUAAUGAUGCUAGAAUAGGUUUUCAUUGUCCACCAUAUACAAGCGUAAAUCAUCUACAUCUCCAUGUAAUAUCUCCCGAAUCUAAGAUGGGUGCCUAUCAACGAAGUAGGUUUGAAUCUCCUAAAUUUAAAUUGGUGCAGGACGUUAUAUCGCGACUUAGUAAAUAAUAAAUAUAAUGGAAUAAACAAUACUGCCGAAUUAUUUGACGAAAAUGGAUCACAGGUGCUUCAGUAAAAGAAUUGUAAAACAUACAGCUUUAUUUAAUUCUAUAUAAUACAAUAAGUAUAUUUAAAUU